AUGCGUGUUCCAUAUUAUUUGACUUCUGAGAGGACGACAAUUUUUUUUCAAAAUCUAUAUGAAUAUUAUGAGAGUGGUGAAUAUUGUGAUUUAACAAUAACUGUAGCAAAACAAUCAUUUCCUUGUCAUCGUAUUGUAUUGGCCAGUUCAAGUCAAUAUUUUUCAGCAUUAUUAUCUCAUUCAUUUAAAGAAAAUUCUCAAGAAAAAAUUGAAUUAAAAAAUAUUGCUAGUGAUACAUUUCAAAUGAUAUUAAAUUUUAUUUAUAGUGGUACAAUAACUUUAGAGGAAAAUAAUGUUCAACAAUUAUUAGUAGCUAGUGAUAUGUUUCAUCUUGUCGAUCUCAUACAAUUUUGUUGUCAUUUUUUAUCAAUGUCAAUAAAUAUACAAAAUGUUAUUGAUGUUUGGAUAUUAGCAGAUGAAUAUAAUUUUUCAACAUUAAAACAAGAAACAGAGUAUUAUAUGUUAAAACAUUUUAAUAAUGUUAUUGGACAAGAAAAUUUUCGUACAAUACCAAAACAUUUAUUACAGAAUCUUGUUAGUAAUGAUGAUUUAACUGUACAAUGUGAAAAUGAUGUAUUAGAAGCAAUUUUAAAAUGGUGUUUAGCCGGUGAUUAUGAAAGAUUAAACGAUUUAUAUGAAUUAUUUGAUAAUGUGAGAUUUACUUAUUUAUCAAAUGAAUAUGUACAAAAAACAAUUGAAAGUGUAUUAAAUUCAAUGUCAGAGAUAGAUAAAUUACAUUUUAUUAAAUAUAUAAAUGAUUAUGUAAAGUCUUUCCACAAUGGAUCUUUGUUAUUGAACGAAUCAACGACAUUAGAUUUUACUGAAAUUAACAAUGAAACAGCAAAUCAACAAGUCAAUGUGUCAACGAAAGAUAUUUCUAUUGAUUAUGUACAUACACAGUUAACAUCAUUAAUUCAAAGGCUAAUUGACCAUAAAGUAAAAGAACUAUUUCCAUCUGAUUUAAAUAAUAAUUUUAUGCUUAAUAAUACCACACUUCCAAGACGAGGUAUUCGACGUUCUUUAUUAAUGUUUGGUGGCUAUGGAACGAUUGAUUUUCAUCCUGACAAUAAUCCAUCUUUGUUUGAUAUUGGAUUCAAAAUACGAUUAAAUAACGAAAUGACAACAUUAGAAUUUGAUAGUAUUGAUUCAAUGAAAGAUGCAAGAAUGCAUCAUCAAACUGUUGUAUUAAAUGAUUUAGUUUAUGUCGUUGGUGGUGAAGAUGGUGAUUGUAUGAUAUACAAUUCGAUGGAACAUUAUAAUAUAAUUGAAAAACGAUGGUAUCAAUCACCAUCGAUGUUAGAACCAAGAUGUAAUUUUGGUUUAUGUGUCAUUUUUAAUCGUUUUCUAUACGCUAUAGGAGGGCAAAUUGGUGCUGAUAUUAAUUCUACGAUUGAAAUUUAUGAUUCAUCUACAUCUCAAUGGACAAAAUCGACAUGUUCAUUAACAUCUGCUCGCUAUGCAUUUGCAUGUACAGAAUUGAAUGGUUUAAUUUAUUGUUUUGGAGGAUCUGAUUUAUUUGAUAUUCCAUUAAAAACCACAGAAAUAAUAAAUCCAACGACAAAUCGUACACAUUUAUGUACAGAAAUGAAUGAAGGACGAGCAUAUUGUACUUGUUGUGUGUUUAAUGAGGAAAUUUAUGUAUUUGGAGGUAUCAACGACAAUCGAGAUGGUUUAAGAUCAGUCGAAGUUUAUAAACAUUGGGAAGAUAAAUGGUAUACUGUUCCGUCAAUGUAUUAUCCACGUGUGAGUCCAUGUGUGGCUUGUCUUGGUCAAUAUUUAUUUGUAUUUGGUGGACGAACCGGUAUAUCUUCAAAUAGUACAAUAUUGAAAUCUGUUGAAUGCUAUGAUACAGAACGAAAAUUAUGGACAAGAAUUAAUGAUUUACCCAUCAAUGUUUUUGGCGCUUCAGCUGCUGUUUGUUAA
This is a messenger RNA of Didymodactylos carnosus, 1923 nucleotides long. The record is from the annotation of a GenBank genome assembly. Lineage: Eukaryota; Metazoa; Rotifera; Eurotatoria; Philodinida; Philodinidae.